AUGAAGGUAAAACCGAAUAAAAAAAGGCCACUACCAACAAUUCAAGAUGAUCAUUCUGUUGAAAAAUCAAUUGAAAAGGAAGAAAAAAAGAAGAAGAAACACGAUUUGUCCUCAAUUUUGCAGAAGGCUCCACCUGUGUUUCCUUGGCUUUUCUCCAAUGAAAAUGUAAAAAAUGCUGAAGAAAAUAUUAAAACUGAACCAGAAAAGACUGCUGAACCCAGCGUUUCGGUUGUGCCCAAGAAACCAAUUAUUGGUGAUAAAUCUGAAGAUACUAAACCGCCCCCUCCGCCUCCUCCACCUCUUCAAAAAAAUAAACAAUUUACAAUCAAAUUGCAGCAAAAUUGGUCAAAUUUAAAUUCUCCUUCGAAAUCAGUACAAGAUUCCUCAAAAUCUUCCAAACCGGAAACCUUAUUUCAACGUGCUUCUGAUGCUUCACUUAAAAAGGCGAUUGAAGAAAAUGGCGAUAGCUCCUUUAGUCCUUUAUUUCAUGAUACUUCAAACUCAAUUCUUAGUUUAAUUGAGGGAAGCACACAAAUGGGUUUGGUGACAGAAGCUCAUCGAGAAGCUGCUGUUUCUGAAUGGAGAGCUAAAACAGAAAAUAAAAAUAAAGAAAGGUCUUUAACUAAAGAGAAAUUUGAAGAAGAUGAGGACCUUGAUUAUGACGAUGAAUUGAUAGAUGUAGAUGAAGGAUUGGCAAGACAGAUUCUAGCUGAUGUUGACAAAGAAGAAUUAGAAGCCAGAGCAAGAAAAAAAGCAAAGAAAGCUGCCAAAAGAUUAAAGCGAGAAAAACUACGACAGAGUCAAAAUAACCUAAACGAAACUAAACAUAAAAAAUCGCAUAAAACUGCAAAGGAAGCAAAAUCAAAAAGUCAUAAAAAGAAGAAAUCUAAAAGUGAAAGUCAUUCUAAACGUACAAAAAAGCAUGACGAUACAGGUACUGAUCGGAAAAAAUCUAGAAAGUCAUCACGUUCUUCUUCAAGAUCAAGUUCUCGUCAUCAUCAAAAAACGUCAGUUUACAGAAAAUCACGCCGGUCUCGAUCAAGUUCUCGCACUUAUAGCAGUCCAAGUUCUUAUAGACGAAGCCGUAGUCGUUCCUUCACUCCUCUACCACGGUUUGAUCGUCACAAAGCGUUCGAAACUCGUAAACGAUUAAUUGAAGAAUCAUGGCAUCGAAGAAUUCAACAUUCUGUUAGAGCUUGUGAAAGGGAUAUUUCACCCAUACGAGAGCACAGAUCAUCACGGAGGAGUUCUUUCAGUAAAGCCGAUUAUACUGAUAAACAUGGCCAUAUUGAUAAACAAAAAUUACUUGAAAUUGCGACUAAAAAUGCUACAAGACUAGCUAUGGAAGGUAAAUUGCCAAAAGGUGCAGAACUAGUUAAGUCUAUGACUAACAAAUCUGUCAAUCAACUUAUCGCUAUUUGCAAGCAACUUCAGAAUGAGGAAAAUUUACUUCCAAGAGGUAGAAGUUCUAGCGAAGAUGAAGACAGGCGGUAUAUGAAACGUUAUGAUGAAUAUCGUGAACGAAGGGAUAGAUCCAAAGAUAGGGAAUUUUCUAAUAGAGCAGUUCGUCCUGCACCUGACAGACGGAAAGUUGAGGCGCAAGAAAGAAAGGAAGCGGUCAAAAGAGAAGAAAACAAACUUCGCUUGACUUUCCCAGUUUCAAGUGGCGUUAAGCAUCGUGUAGCAACAAAUGUUCCAACAAAUGAAGGAACUGCUGGGCCUUUAGUUCGAUAUGGUGAGAUUGGGCCAUUAACAACUGCUUUAGCUAAAGUUCGAACAAAUAUACCAUCGGCUUAUUUGGCUAUUCAAGAAGCAAGUACAAGUCUGAAUACUCAACUCCCUCCUGAAAAUGUCCAAAAAAUUGAAGAAAAACCUUUUGCUGCUUCAUUUGUGAACCAUCCUCCACCGCCUGAUAUUGUUAGUCCAAGUGCUUAUAAAAUUGCUUUAGAAGCGGCAGAGAGGCUGAAAAGGGAUAAGACAAAAGAACCGAUUUUGGCUACUUCUUCAGAAUUUAUUGGGCCUGUUAUUCCUUUUGAACAAAAACCUGCUAUUCCUUUAGUCGAUCCAAUUAAUUUAAAAACUGAAUUAAAACCUGAAAUUGUCGAUGUUCCUGCUGUAUCUUCUUGGGACAAACCUGGACAUUUGAUUGCUCGAGAAGCGUUUUUGAAGAAAAUUGGUACUUUACAAGAAAACCCUACAGAAAAUGCCAAGUCUCAAAUUGAUACAACAAAUAAUCAAUUAAGCCAAAAUAUUAACGAACCGCAACCAUGUAUGUCUGAUGUUGAAUCUGUUAUUAAUUCUUGUGUUACGAGUAUUGCUAAUGAACAACAAGAAGGUAUUGAGCCUAAAGUAGAUGCGACGACAAGUUCUAAAACUAAUUUGACGUCUUCGGCCUCCAAUGAAAAAUUUGUUGCACCUAACACUGCCAAACCUUUAACAAAGACUGCUAAUUUAUCCAUUCCAUCAAAAAUUCAAGUCAACUUACCUUCAACUUCAAAAAUUACUAAAGAGGAGGUUGCUGAUAUUAAGGAAGAUAAUCCCUCUCAAGCAGAAUUAAUGGAUAGAGUCCAGGCUUAUGUUGAAUCACAGGUUGCACGUCAAAAAGCUGAAUCUGUUCUUCAUGCAACUAUAUUAUCAGCUCAACUUUCCCAAGCUACAUUUCUCAAAAGUGAGACGCCUGCUUAUUUUUCCACUGUUUCGCAAUCUAAGGAUCCGAUUGGUGCGACAAAAGUAGCAAAAAGUGUGUCUGAACUCAUCUCUGAACGUUUGCGCUAUACUCAAAGAUUGCAAAGAGAUCCAAACGAUUAUGAUGCAAGAAGGAAACUGAAGGAUGUAGAUGAUCAGGAUGGUUUCGCUUUACCUGGUGAAUUUACUGGUCAUACUGGAGCUCGUGUUCUUUCAGAGAAGGAGUUGGAACCGAGCGACCCUCGUUUCCAUGCAUGGGCUAAAAAAGUAGGUUUAAUAAAUUAUUUCUGUCAACAUUACUACACCCCAUUCUACCGACUUAAACAAUUCAUUAUUUCCAUGUAA
Meloidogyne enterolobii is the source of this 3030-nucleotide messenger RNA. The record is from the annotation of a GenBank genome assembly. Lineage: Eukaryota; Metazoa; Nematoda; Chromadorea; Rhabditida; Meloidogynidae.